Molecule: messenger RNA, 2536 nt
Organism: Papilio polytes (common Mormon)
Lineage: Eukaryota; Metazoa; Arthropoda; Insecta; Lepidoptera; Papilionidae
Product: transmembrane protein 120A
Exons: 8
Coding region: 167-1369 (400 amino acids)
Cellular component (GO): membrane
Source: RefSeq, a predicted model, not a curated record
UUAAAGUCAUUCUCUGACACGCCGCACCGCACUACACACCCGCAUAUUUUGACAAUUUAUGUAGGAGCGCAAGCAAUGGGCAUUAGAAUUAAAGUUAAUUUCUAAGUACCGAAUAUAAAUCGCCUCUAUUCGUUAUUUUUUUAAACUUAAAUUUGCAACUCCGAAAAUGGAUAUCGAAGAAUGUAUGAAGGAGUGGCAGGAUUUGCUUACCGAUUACAAACGACUCGAGACUAUAAACAAGGACUAUGCAACAAAGUUAGAGGAAGUAGGGGAGCUACAAGCUGCAUGUGUUAAGGAACUCAAUCAUCAAAGAUAUCGAAUGUCCGUUAUAAAUGGUGCACUCAAAAGAUUGGAAAAGAAAGGUUUGACGAAAGAUGAGCGCGUUGCGAACCUAGAGAAGGAGAUAAUGAAAAGGAAAGCUAUGCUACACGAAAUAGAAGCUACUUUGCCCAAACAGAACAGUCUCUAUUUAAGGAUUAUACUCGGAAAUGUUAAUGUGUCUAUAUUGAAUAAAAAUGACAAAUUCAAAUAUAAAGAUGAAUAUGAGAAGUUCAAAUUAAUACUUAGUGCAAUUGCAUUUGUGUUGGCUGUCGCAAACCUUUAUAUCAAUUUCAGACCACUUCAAUUAAUUUUGAUAUUCCUCUUAGUUUGGUAUUAUUGUACAUUGACGAUAAGGGAGAGUAUUCUCAAGGUGAAUGGGUCAAGGAUUAAGGGUUGGUGGAGAAUGCAUCACUUCAUAUCAACAGUGGUGGCCGGCAUACUGCUCAUCUGGCCACAGAACACACCGUGGAAUGAAUUCAGACACACAUUUAUGUGGUUUAUUGCUUAUAUUAGUGUGGUCCAAUAUAUGCAAUUUAGAUAUCAAAGUGGAGUACUGUACAGGCUAAAAGCGCUCGGCGCGAGGCAUAACAUGGACAUUACGAUAGAGGGCUUCCACUCGUGGAUGUGGCGCGGCCUCUCGUACCUCCUACCUUUCCUCUUCGGAGGGUACAUAUUCCAAUUGUACAUUGCGUACACGUUGUAUCAUAUCAGCUAUCACCCUGAAGCGACUUGGCAGGUGCCAGCGUUAAGCAUAUCCUUCCUGACGAUCGGCAUCGGCAACACGGCCACCACGCUCAUCGUCAUACCGCAGAAACUGAACGAGCAGGUUUCAUAUCUGGCAGUGCUGUUUUUAAUAUUGCACAGUUGCAACAUGUAUACGAUACUUCAGGUAUUGAAAAAGAAAGGCAAAAGCGGUUUGAAACUCCGCUACAGGUUGCGUGCGAUCGCAUAUCGACUUUCCAACGAAAUCGCAGUAUUGGUAUGUUUAGACUGUUUGCACAAACUACAUAGAACAUGGUCAUUGAAACAAUUAGUACCAAAAACAUGAAUUAUAACGCAAGGCAGAAUAAAUAAUUUUUUAUUUAAAGAAAUACACAUUAUACAGAAACAUUCGAUAAGUCAAUCUCGGCGUUUACGAGUCGGCCAAAGCAAGUCAGUGCGGCCAUAACAAGUCAAGUUUGUGAGCAGUUUCUCUUAGUUGUGCUUUAUAACCACAGAGCGAAGUGGUAUAAACAUCUUUUUACUUCCUACAUAUUUACCAGUAUAGCAGUUUUUCAGACUUACAUUACAGCGAUUUGGGUUUUCUAUACUGAAUUUUUUAAUUGUCUAAAAUUACAAACGAAGCUUUUAUAAAUAAAAAAAGAAAUAUUUACUAUAUCUAGUACAUAGUAAUAAUACAAAUUCAGUCAAACUAUCUGAUUAAUUUCAAGUGUUUUGAACAGUAAGCUAUAAAAAUCGUUUACAAAGUUUUCUCAUUCAUAUCGUGUUGCAGUCGUCUGCUGUAAAAAGGUUUUAUUUAAAUUUAUAUUUUUAAUUUACUUUGCUUUUCAUUUUCUUUGUUAGCGAAGGGUAAGAGUUUUCCAAUAUUAUGAUAUUUAUUUUUAAAAUCAACUAACUAUUUAUAAAUUUGUGAUUAGUACUGGUUAUUUUUGGGCAAGCGAUAGUAUAUUGGUAGUAAGCGUUAGAAAUGCACUUCGAAUUGAAAACACCAUGACUUUUCACGAUUUUAUUUAGACGUCCUAAAAAAUUAACUUUAAAAAUAUAACACGUUUGAAGACAACCACGAGUGAUAAGCAAUGUUGAUUAACUCAAUACCAUCACGUAGUAACAUCAAUAACUCACUAUUUUUAUAAAACAAUUUUAUUUUAUUCUGUAAUAUGUCCAUGUAUUCUAUAUCAUUCUUUGUACAUUAGUGUACUAAUUGUGAACUAACAAAUGCACAAUCAUCUCAUACCUUUACAUUUAUCACAAAAAACUUAGCCAAUUUUGAUGAUUUCAGGAACAAAAAUGGAGACAAAAUAAGGUGGAAGCGAAAUCAGAAUAAAGUAUUUUGACAUGUGACAAUGUUAUGUGGACUAAUAAAAAACAUUUAUAUUUUCAUAUUCACGGUCUUUGAGGUUUACAUUACAUAUUAUGUCUAUGUAAAUAGUUAAAUUAUAACGUCUUAUUUUAUGUCUGUGUUAUAAAAAGAAAUAAAGCCUAUAACAUUACUGUA